AUGAUUAUUAUUCGAUCCAGAAAUCCAAAUGAGAUCAUAUUUGGAUUGAAUGAUGGCUAUUAUGCAGCUGACUUUGAUCAGAAGGAUCAGUCGGAGCGUAAGAAAAACAGCCUGCUCCAGGUGGACCAGAGUUCAGUCAGGAACUCGUACAGCGUUUUUUCUUUGCUCAGGCUUCACACAGCCCAGAGAGCCAUCAAACAGACCCAAGUCACAGUGCAGAAGAUCGGGAAGGAGAUCGAGGAGAAGCUAAGGACGACGGCGGCCUGCACAGAGCGGAAAAAGGAGCGCGAGUGCAUGCAGCUGCGUAUAGCGGUCCUUCACAGCGAGCUGGAGCGGCAGAGGAAGGCGCUUGGGAGGGAGAGAGACCUGCGACAGAAAGAGAGGGCGCUGCUGCAGAAGAAAGAGGAUUCGUUUUCUGCUCAGCACGAGCGUCUGAAGGAGGAGAAAGAGUCCUUAUCCAAGCUGCAGAAGGAAUGCACAGCCAAGAGAGAGCAGUUCCUCAAGUCCAACGCCCAGCUCACCUUCCGUUGUCGUCAGCUCCUCUCUGAGCUUUCCUACAUCUACCCCAUCGAUGUGACCAAUCAGUCGGAUUAUGUCAUCUGUGGAGUGAAGCUGCCAAACUCGGAAGACUUUCAAGCAAAGGAUGAUGGGAGCAUAGCAGUCGCCUUGGGUUACACAGCACACCUGGUCCUCAUGAUCUCAUGCUUCCUGCAGAUCCCUCUUAGGUAUCCGGUGAUCCACAAGGGUUCACGCUCUUCUAUCAAGGACACCAUCACUGACAGACUCACUGAGAAAGAGAGAGAGUAAGUACCCUCUACAAACACACCUAAUAUUAGCAAAAACCUGAAAUAUCCACAUCACAAAUGCCGAGGUCUCUUUCUUACUGUACGAUCUGUACAUAUAGCAUACAGC
Messenger RNA from Neolamprologus brichardi, 912 nucleotides. Lineage: Eukaryota; Metazoa; Chordata; Actinopteri; Cichliformes; Cichlidae. The record is from RefSeq and is a predicted model, not a curated record.